This is a messenger RNA of Striga hermonthica, 348 nucleotides long. The record is from the annotation of a GenBank genome assembly. Lineage: Eukaryota; Viridiplantae; Streptophyta; Magnoliopsida; Lamiales; Orobanchaceae.
AUGGCUUCGUUCACAGGGACACUGGACAAGUGCAAGGCUUGUGACAAAACUGUUUAUUUUGUUGAUUUAUUGAGUGCUGAUGGGACAACUUAUCACAAAUCAUGCUUCAAAUGCAGCCACUGCAAAGGAACUCUUGUGGUCCAUUUCCAGCAGCUGUUCCUGGAGAAGGGAAAUUACCAACAUGUCCUCCAGGCUGCCGCGGCCCAUAAAAAGAGCACGGUUCAGCCCAAGGAUUCAGACCAGCCAGAGACCGAAAGGCCCGAAACCAAGCCCGAUCCCGAUAAUGACACCAAGUCUGAGCCGGACUCGAAUCCGGAGGAGCCCGAGGAGCCACAACCACAGACCUAA